GCAUUUUGACUUGGCUAAAAAAAUGUAAAUAGUAUAUUUAGUAGGGACGCCAUUGAUCUAUUUUGUGCUAACCGAGUUGCAUCCCUCUCUUCGUGUCUUGACUCACAGUCACACACUACACUCUCAGUAUUUUUUGUUAGUGUGUGUUUUUUGUUUGAGUAGAAACUAAUUUUCUGGGACCCAACGCCAUUGAAGUCUGAUUCUGCUGCACUCUGUCCCUGUCAUCAGAUUUUUGGAGGUGUUUUGAUAACUGGAUGAAGGAUGGUUGCAUUCGGCAAAAAGUUGAAACAAUUACAAAUUCAAGAGUGGGAAAGCUUCUACAUUAACUACAAGUUAAUGAAGAAGAAGGUGAAUCAAUAUGCUCGGCAAAUUGAGGUUUCAGAACACAAUCGCGAGUAUGUCCUCAAGGAUUUCUCACGAGUUCUUGAUAGCCAGAUUGAAAAGACUGUCCUGUUUUUACUCGAACAAGAGGGGCGUCUGGCAAGCAGGCUAUCCGUUCUAGGAGAGCAGCAUGAUGCCCUCGUUCAGCACGAUGCUGCUGCAAUGAUACCUGAACUGCAGGAAUCAUAUAGAGUUGUGGGGGAGGAGCUUCUAAAACUCUUGCAUUUUGUAGAACUGAACGCCAUUGGACUUCGCAAGAUAUUGAAGAAGUUUGAUAAGAGGUUCGGUUAUAAGUUCACUAAUCACUAUGUCAAGACUCGCGCGAGUCAUCCGUAUUCUCAGCUUAAACAGGUGUUUAAGCACGUGGGAAUCUCAGCUGUCGUUGGUACCUUAUCUCGCCACCUUGCAGAUCUCAAAGACCACCAGGGGACCUAUAUCUCGAUCUACGAUCAACCUGCUCUGUCCCUCCUGGAUCCUACUAUCGAGUCUAUCAAAGCAGCAGUCGAUCGUUUGUCAAAUACGACAGAUUUCCUUCAGUAUAUAGGGAAACACGCGCUUAUUCCAGAGGAGGAACCAACAACGACUGCAGACAAUGAUGUUGACGAACGAUAUCAUUUCAUGUCACUUCUUCUCAAUUUGGUGAACACAUUUUUGUACAUGGUGAAUACAUACAUCAUCGUUCCGACAGCAGACAGCUACUCGUUGAGCCUUGGAGCUGCAGCGACGACUUGUGGAGCUGUCAUAGGUUCGAUGGCCGUUGCACAGGUUUUCUCAUCAGUAUAUUUCAGUGCUUGGUCGAAUAAGUCAUAUUUGAAACCUCUCAUCUUCAGCAGCAUUGUCCUGUUCAUCGGGAACACCUUAUACGCUCUUGCUUAUGACCUCAACUCGAUACAUGUGCUUUUUAUCGGCCGUGUGUUUUGCGGAUUGGGGUCAGCGAGGGCUGUUAAUCGUCGUUACAUCAGUGAUUGUGUUCCUAUAAAGAUGCGUAUGAAGGCUUCUGCUGGUUUUGUCAGCGCAAGCGCUCUUGGAAUGGCGUGCGGCCCGGCUCUCGCCGCCUUGUUCCAGACCGACCGUACGAUUUUCUGGAUUACAUUGAAUGAAAAUACUCUGCCUGGUUGGGUAAUGGCUCUGGCAUGGCUAGUCUAUCUACUCUGGCUGUGUAUUUCGUUUCGAGAGCCUUGCAACGACAACAAGCUAAAUCCUCCUACGCGGAGGGAGACGAGCAAUGGGCUGGAAAAUGGUGCUUUAGAAAAUUCUGUAUCCGAGCUGUUGAUAGAGAAGCAGAACGACGGCCACAACGACGAAGACAAUGAGGAUGAUGAUGAAGAAUUCAACAACAAUGAGGAAGCAGAGGAAAGCCAUCAACCUGUGACAUCCAUUGUGUCUGCAUAUAAACUGCUUACACCUUCCGUUAAGGUACAGUUGCUAAUAUACUUCAUGCUCAAGUAUGCAAUGGAGGUUUUGCUGGCUGAAUCGAGCGUGAUCACCUCGUACUACUUCAUUUGGUCAUCGGGCAAAGUAGCUAGUUUCCUCGCCUGCCUCGGACUAACUGUCCUCCCAGUGAACGUUCUCGUUGGGAGCUACCUCAGCAAUGUGUUUGAGGAAAGACAAGUUUUACUGGCAGCGGAGAUCAUGGUAUGCAUUGGCAUCAUCUUCAGCUUCCAAGUAAUAAUCCCGUAUUCCGUUCCACAGUAUGUCUGCUCGGCUCUACUCACAUUCGUAGCUGCUGAAGUUCUCGAAGGUGUUAACCUGUCACUGUUAUCGCGGGUGAUGUCGUCACGGCUUAAGAGAGGGACGUACAAUGGGGGACUGCUGUCGACGGAAGCGGGAACUCUGGCUCGGGUGGUGGCCGAUGGGGCGAUUACGCUGGCCGGGUACGGGGGCAUGAAUAAGCUAUUGAAUGCAACUCUGCUGCCCUCAUUGUUGAUCUGUAUCUCCUCCAUUGUAGCUACUUGUUACACUUAUAACUCCCUCUACUGAGUCCGAAGAUUUUAUGCAAAUACGUAUACAUAAAUGUAAAUUUUCCUUGCUAAUC
Molecule: messenger RNA, 2416 nt
Organism: Salvia splendens (bonfire salvia)
Lineage: Eukaryota; Viridiplantae; Streptophyta; Magnoliopsida; Lamiales; Lamiaceae
Product: SPX domain-containing membrane protein At4g22990
Exons: 11
Coding region: 262-2361 (699 amino acids)
Biological process (GO): transmembrane transport
Cellular component (GO): membrane
Molecular function (GO): transmembrane transporter activity
Source: RefSeq, a predicted model, not a curated record